CGAAGAGUCUGCGUCUGAACAUGAAGCUGCAACUACUAAAAAGGGAGCUUCAAACGUCUCGUCUAGUCUUGGUCUCUUGGUUGGUAAAGAAGAUGAAGAGGAUCCUGCACAAUUUUCUGUACUGCAAAAUAAGAACAAGGAGAUAGAGAAGCAAAUCGAUGAAGAGCACGCAGCUGCUCUCGAGCGUGCGAAAGAGUUGCUUAAGGAAGCUGGCAUGAUGCCAAGUGAAGAAGCAAAGAAGAAAAAGCAGACAAGAGCUAAGAGUCAAACUGAGUUAGAAGUCGCUGACAUCCAGCGGCGUGCUCGCAUUGGAAAAAGGGUUUUGAAGCUACAGAAAAAGUCUGAGAGUAUGGUCAACAAACUCGAAGAAAAUCGAGCUGCAAUGCGAGAUUCUGCAAUAGCCAAUCAAUAUGGUGCUCCAGGAGUGAUUGUUCGUACGAAUGCUGGUUCAGUCGAAGAUUUGGAUCAAGAUUUGGAUCCUUCAGGUGUUGAGGAUUCUCGCUCGAUCAUGUUCGCGCCUAAAGAAAUUUCAUCGAAAGGUAAUGCUUUACUUUAUUAG
Messenger RNA from Amoebophrya sp. A25, 559 nucleotides. NCBI's taxonomy places the organism in Eukaryota, Dinophyceae, Syndiniales, Amoebophryaceae. The record is from the annotation of a GenBank genome assembly.